UCAAAAUAUUAUUUUUUGAGAUUCACUUGCUAAUUUUGUUUAAAUAAAAGCUUCUCAAUAAUGGUUUCGUACGCACCAGACGAAAUAGGAUUAGCAGACAAAUCUCCUUGUGCCGGAAUACGGGCGGAUCUCAAGAUAUGCUUACUCAACAGUGAUUGCUGCAAAAAGGACAAAAAGACCCCUCGGGAUUGUCUUAAGGAUGGUGUAGUCCCUGAUGAAUGUAUCCAGUUGCGACAGAGUUUUUUUGAAUGCAAGAGAUCACUAUUGGAUAAUAGAAGAAGAUUCAGGGGGCAUAAGGGAUACUGAAGUGAUGUGAUGUAUGUGAGUGAUAAUUAAUAUUAUAUUAUAACAGACAUUACCUACUGAAUGUACUUUUUAAGUUAAGUAUUAUCUACUUGUUGAUUAAAUUUCGUUACUAAA
Messenger RNA from Plutella xylostella (diamondback moth), 420 nucleotides. RefSeq names its product cytochrome c oxidase assembly factor 5. The record is from RefSeq and is a predicted model, not a curated record. Gene Ontology annotation, cellular component: mitochondrion. Gene Ontology annotation, biological process: mitochondrial respiratory chain complex IV assembly. Lineage: Eukaryota; Metazoa; Arthropoda; Insecta; Lepidoptera; Plutellidae.